UAACAUUAAAGCGAACAACGUCGCCAACCAAAUCGACAUAUCGUUGACGCCGUCCCUGUCUUUCGAUUUCAUUGACAUUUCAUCAAAGACCAUGUGCACAGUUUGUUUUCUUUACGCAAAUCAUCAACAAUGUCUAACGAAGAUUUACCGAGGCUUUGUGGUGAAGACGACGUACUGAACAGUUCGUCGGAUGAGGACGGAUGGAUGGAACUUGAUGACGAAGAGGCCGAAGACGACGAAAAUACGUUGUGCCUGUUUUGCCAGCAUGAAACGAAAAAUGUUACUCUAGCUAUGGCACACGUUAAAAAAGAUCAUCAAGUUGACUUUCACGUGCUGAAGAGGAAAUUCAACAUGGACCAGUACUCGUUUAUCAAGAUGAUCAACUACAUUCGAAUUAACAAAGUUGGGCCCGAUGUGAUCGCUUCAGCCGAAGAGUGUAAAUGGAACGACGAGAAAUACUUGAAACCGUUAGCAUUUGAGCCGUGGUUAAUGUUCGAUUUCGAUGUCCUGGAACCAGCAGAUGAUGCUGCAGUAAAACAACCAGUCGAUGGUAAAAGGGAUCAGGAUCGAAUUCGAGAACUUGUUGAAAUGGUUCAACACAAGGAUAGUCUGUUACAACAAGCUGCGAUCGACAUAGACAAUUUGCGGAAAAGUAUCCAUGAAAUGAUUCAGCGACAGAGCACUGACGGUGAAAAGAAAACGGAUCAGACGAAGGUUUCCGAUAUCGUAGACAACGGAUACUUUGAAACGUACGCACAUUACGGCAUUCAUCAUGAUAUGUUGUCGGAUGAGGUACGAACAUGUAGCUACCGGGAUGCAAUUAUCAAAAACGGAGACACAUUCAGAGAUAAGCUGGUUUUGGAUUUGGGCUGUGGGACAUCAAUUCUGUCCAUGUUCUCAUCGACAGCUGGUGCUAAGAAGGUUAUUUCGGUCGAUCAAUCGGAUAUCAUUUACCAUGCUAUGGACAUUGUCAGGAAGAAUAAUUUCUCCAACAUUGAGUUUGUGAAGGGUCGGCUGGAAGACAUUGAUUUGCCGGUUGACAAAGUCGACAUUAUCGUAUCGGAAUGGAUGGGCUACUUUCUUCUAUUCGAAGGUAUGCUGGACAGUGUAAUCUACGCACGUGAUCAUCAUCUUGCAUCGAACGGCAUACUGAUGCCGAACCGUUGUAAAAUCUUUCUCCUGGGCCACGGCGAUGAGAGCCGUCACCAACACUUGAUAUCCUAUUGGAAUAACGUGUACGGCUUCGACAUGUCGUGCCUGCAAAAGGAGGUGCUUCGUGAAACGAGCAUCGAAGUGUGCGACCCUAAGUACGUGCUCACCGAACCGUGUGUCAUUGCCGAUCUGGAUUUGAUGGUCGUCGAUUUGAAUUACUCGAAUUUCACCAGCGAAUUCAAACUGAAUGUGAAUGCAACGGGGAAAUUGACAUCGUUGGUCGGCUAUUUCGAUACGUUCUUCGAGCUGCCGCAUCAUGUGGAAUUUUCAACGUCACCGCAUGCCACUGCAACGCAUUGGAAACAGGCCGUUUUUUAUUUGAAAGAUCCGGUCAGUGUUAAUGCUGGUGAUUCAAUAACGGGUACGUUUCGGUGCCGACGCGAUCCGAAAGAUGUUCGAUCGUUGGUUAUUGUCAUUGAUAUGCUGGGCAAAACGAUGAAAUAUAAUUUGAAUUGAAAAGUU
This is a messenger RNA of Bradysia coprophila, 1674 nucleotides long. RefSeq names its product protein arginine N-methyltransferase 1-like. Gene Ontology annotation, molecular function: protein-arginine N-methyltransferase activity; histone methyltransferase activity. Gene Ontology annotation, biological process: chromatin remodeling; peptidyl-arginine methylation, to asymmetrical-dimethyl arginine. Gene Ontology annotation, cellular component: nucleus. Lineage: Eukaryota; Metazoa; Arthropoda; Insecta; Diptera; Sciaridae. The record is from RefSeq and is a predicted model, not a curated record.